Messenger RNA from Wickerhamiella sorbophila, 1431 nucleotides. Its product is annotated as putative WD repeat-containing protein C3H5.08c. The record is from RefSeq and is a predicted model, not a curated record. Lineage: Eukaryota; Fungi; Ascomycota; Dipodascomycetes; Dipodascales; Trichomonascaceae. Bases 1 to 1431 code for a protein of 476 amino acids. The transcript has a single exon. Gene Ontology annotation, molecular function: protein binding.
AUGAGAAUAGCUCUGGAAGGCUCAUCAUUGAGUGAGUCCAGCGUUGUCCUCGACCCGCUAAGGGUCGAGUUAGGGCGACGCUCUCGUUGUCGCAACCAGAAUCUCCCGAAUCUCAAAUCUCUGUUCCGUGGAGGCGACCCCGCAACAAGCUCGGACGACUCAAUAGAUCAAUCGAACUCUAUUGCGCCUAAGGUGUCCGAAAAACAGUCGAAAUACAAACGUUCCAAAGUAAAGGCUGUCCAUACGUCCAACAAGGCCUCAUCGACGCUGCAGCAAGUUGUGAUCGUGGAAGAACAUGACUUGCGCGAGGAGAAAACACAGAGAUCUCAAGCAGUUUGGGCUCUUGAGUUUUCUCCCGAUGGUAAACAUCUGGCCACAGCCGGCCAGGACGGUAAAAUUCGCAUUUGGAGAACUCUCGACGCCACAGAGCGCGCCACAUCUCUCACUCCCAGCGAAAGCCCGCUGUUUGCCAAAGAACCAAUCAAGAUUUUCUCCGAUCACACUGAUGAAAUCACAGACCUAAAGUGGAGCAAGAACAAUUUCAUUAUAACUGCAUCACUGGAUCGCACGGUGCGCCUGUGGCACGUGGAACGAAACAAGUGCUUGGCGGUGUUCCAUCCCCCAGAUAUUGUUUCGUCAGUGGCUUUCCACCCUACUGAUGAUAGAUUCUUUCUCACAGGCUCACUGGAUAAGCAGAUCUCUCUUUGGAGCAUCCCAGAUCGCGAGGUGGUGUAUUCUAGACAAAUGCCGGACAUGGUCACAGCAGUCUCUUUCUCUCCCGAAGGCACCUCUUGCCUGGCCGGAUGUUACAAUGGUAAACUGGUUUUGUGCCGAACGGAUCGUUUGAAAAUCUUAAAGACCGCCCAAGUCGGAAGCGCUCGUAAGCCUAAGGGCACCCUCAAGAUCACCGGCACAACAGUGGUCAAGCGGAAAGAUCACCCUCAACCGCUUGUGCUUGUUACUUCAAACUCAAGCCGCGUACGUCUCUAUAAUCUUAAUGACCUCUCUUUAGAGCGUCGACUAAGGGGCCCCCGCAACGAUUAUUCGCAGACUGCUGCUGCAAUGUCAGACGAUGGUGAUAUGAUCAUAUGUGGUUCCGAAGACCACCGGACAUAUUUUUGGCACAUGAACACUCAGCCAGAAGGACUCCGCCGCCAAGUGACCCAAAACGAGUGGGUCCAUUCUCAUCACGCCGCCGUCUCAGUAGCCCAGUUCAUUCCCCAAUCUGCGCUCACCCUCGCCGGUGUUCAAGGUAGAGGCUUCGUCGCUGCCGACUCCCACGGAAUCGUAAGAGUAUUUCUGCAAUGGCCAGAGCGUCAAAUAGCUGCUCAGGUUAAAGGGCAUUUGUUGGCAGCGCCAAUUUUUGUCAUUUCCUAUGGCCGCCUCAUGGGGCGAGCAGCUGCACACGCCCUUGUCUUGGGUCUACUCUAA